Frankliniella occidentalis (western flower thrips) is the source of this 1438-nucleotide messenger RNA. RefSeq lists its product as uncharacterized. NCBI's taxonomy places the organism in Eukaryota, Metazoa, Arthropoda, Insecta, Thysanoptera, Thripidae. Bases 16 to 1197 code for a protein of 393 amino acids. The record is from RefSeq and is a predicted model, not a curated record. The transcript is spliced from 5 exons.
AGUUCCGUGUCCGCGAUGUUGCCAUGGCACGACGGCACUAUCUUGACUAAGCGUUUAGUCGUGGCCUUCGAUCGAGUGUCGAGUGUUUCCACGCACCUUAUCCUAACGCCGGUAUGGCAAUCGUCAGUCGAGGAACGCCAGAUGUACGCUAGACCACGUCUCGCGAGGCACUAUUACACUACGCUGCAACGCGCGUGGUGUGCACCUACCGCUGGGCCUGUGCCCACCUACCUAGAAGUCGGCUGCAAACAAGACAAUGCCAAUUGUGACGCUGGCAUGUCCACGUCGUGUCAGCUAGCGGUCGGUGGCCGCGGCCAGGACCACCCACUAGCUCUCGGUGAGGUGCUCCGGGUGCGCGUCAACGUUGUGGGGACGCGCUUGUUCACAUGGCUCUCGUUCGAUUUGAGCAGCCCACCUCCAGGCGACAAGAAAAGCACGAUCCAAAUAUGGAGGAUGUCUCCCGGCAACAAGACGAUCCGCUGGAACACUUAUUGGAAUGGCAACAUACCGGAUGCCGGCUCCGGUCUACCAAUUGACGACGGGGACGGUCCAUAUCCCAGUGAGAUGUUUCCCGGGGGCCAGCAUUCGUUCAUGGUUGCGCGCCGGCCAGCUGACGCCGGCACACCAGAGCACCUGGCUGUUUGGCUGGAGGAGCGGCCUGACCGCGUGGCUAGGGUCAAAGUUCUAGACGGUUGCGAUCGCCUCCGUGUGUCGACUUUUGUCGGCUCCGUUUCUCCCGUCUUUUAUAGCGGGAAGGAUCUGAGCGAGUGCGGCCAGGGCAUGACACUACCCAUCGGCAAGAAGGUUCGCGUCGGAGUGACUGUGUACGGGUCGGACCAGGGACCGAAGUUCCGCAUGAGUCGUGCCUCCGACUCUGAGGACGGCGGAAGUACUGUCGCCGUUACCGGGAUAUCAGGGAACGGGUGGUCCUUCUCGGCGUUCGGGCCCAACGGUGAUCCGGCCAGCAGUCACGAUGAGCAGCCUGGCCGCGGCCGCGACCGCUUCGGUCAGCCGCAGAUGGCCCCACGUCUUCCCGAGGGCGAGCACCUGUUUGUGGUAGAGCGUCGGCCCACCGAGAUGGCUGUGUGGCUCGAGUCGCGGCCCGACCUCGUCGCCACGGCCCCCGUGCUCGACGACGCCGUGAAACUGAGCGUACAUUCCAUCAUCAACCUUGUUCUGUACGAGCAGGUCAAGUAGACAAGUCCACGUGUGGCGAUGUAGUUACCUUUCCGCAUCUCUUAACGUUCGAUGAUGACAUGGGCAAUGUAUACAGUGAUUUUCUGACCAUUCACUUACACUAAUGUUCUUAAUAUGUAUUCAUUGAUUUUAUAAUUUACGAAACUUUGCUCCAAUAUCAAAUAAAACUUGCAUUGGAGCUUUAAUCACGGUUCCUUUUAUACAGUCCAACAAGGCAUAAUAAAAAUAGAUUUAAAAAAUA